Sapajus apella (tufted capuchin) is the source of this 1603-nucleotide messenger RNA. RefSeq names its product voltage dependent anion channel 2 (gene VDAC2). The coding region runs from base 70 to 1305 and encodes 411 amino acids. Lineage: Eukaryota; Metazoa; Chordata; Mammalia; Primates; Cebidae. Gene Ontology annotation, molecular function: voltage-gated monoatomic anion channel activity. Gene Ontology annotation, cellular component: mitochondrial outer membrane. Gene Ontology annotation, biological process: monoatomic anion transmembrane transport. The transcript has 10 exons. The record is from RefSeq and is a predicted model, not a curated record.
CGGGCCCCAGUGCUCUGCCUCUGCCGUUCCCCGCCCCCUCGCCUCUGAGGCUGCCCUGAUAGCUGCCUGAUGCAAGGCCCAGUAGUGUCUGCUUUCCCGACCCCCGCCGACGGCGAGAGGCAGCCCACCUGCAGGACCGGUGCAUUCUCGGUCCACGUGGCCGCUCCGGAGCAGGUUGGAGUGGGCAGCGGGCGGCGCUGCGGGGACAGGCGCGGCGGACAGCCCCGGGGGCAGCGGCGGGGUCCUGGCUGGGAGAGGACGGGGUUGCGGCGGGCGGAACGGUGUCUCCUUCACUUCGCCCUCCAGCCGCUGCAGCUGCAGCUCCACCGCGAGCGUGCCGAGUGGCUUCAGCAGCUAGCGGAGCGGUGGCGGCGGCCCCCCUCAGGAGACCACCAGAUCCCCUCUUCCCGCGGCCUCGCCAUGGCUACCCACGGACAGACUUGCGCGCGGCCUAUGUGUAUUCCUCCAUCAUAUGCUGACCUUGGCAAAGCUGCCAGAGAUAUUUUCAACAAAGGAUUUGGUUUUGGGUUGGUGAAACUGGAUGUGAAAACAAAGUCUUGCAGUGGCGUGGAAUUCUCAACAUCUGGCUCAUCUAAUACAGACACUGGUAAAGUUACUGGGACCUUGGAGACCAAAUAUAAGUGGUGUGAGUAUGGUCUGACUUUCACAGAAAAAUGGAACACUGAUAACACUCUGGGAACAGAAAUCGCAAUUGAAGACCAGAUUUGUCAAGGUUUGAAACUGACAUUUGAUACUACCUUCUCACCAAACACAGGAAAGAAAAGUGGUAAAAUCAAGUCCUCUUACAAGAGGGAGUGUAUAAACCUUGGUUGUGAUGUUGACUUUGAUUUUGCUGGACCUGCAAUCCAUGGUUCAGCUGUCUUUGGUUAUGAAGGCUGGCUUGCUGGGUACCAGAUGACCUUUGACAGUGCCAAAUCAAAGCUGACAAGGAAUAACUUUGCAGUGGGCUACAGGACUGGGGACUUCCAGCUACACACUAAUGUCAAUGAUGGGACAGAAUUUGGAGGAUCAAUUUAUCAGAAAGUAUGUGAAGAUCUUGACACUUCAGUAAACCUUGCUUGGACAUCGGGUACCAACUGCACUCGUUUUGGCAUUGCAGCUAAAUAUCAGUUGGAUCCUACUGCUUCCAUUUCUGCAAAAGUCAACAACUCUAGCUUAAUUGGAGUAGGCUAUACUCAGACUCUGAGGCCUGGUGUGAAGCUUACACUGUCUGCUUUGGUAGAUGGGAAGAGCAUUAAUGCCGGAGGCCACAAGCUUGGGCUUGCCCUGGAGUUGGAGGCUUAAUCCAGCUGAAAGAAGCCUUUGGGAAUGGAUAUGAGAAGAUUUGGCCUUAAUAUAUUUCCAUUGUGACCAGCAGCAGGCUUUUUUUCCCCCCAAGAUGAUGAUCAAAACAAAGGAUGAUCUCAACAAGAGCUGUAUUUCAAAUAUUUAGACAGUUCCUUGUUAGCUGGUUUCUAGUUGAAUUGGUUAUCUAGUUACCAAUGCUGCAGUCCUGCAGUCACCUAUACAUUAUUUAAAUGUAUUUAACUGUUAAAUGUGCUACCCACCAAUAAUGAAAUAGACCUUUAUGAAAACUGUGCAA